Messenger RNA from Penicillium mononematosum, 834 nucleotides. RefSeq lists its product as uncharacterized. The record is from RefSeq and is a predicted model, not a curated record. NCBI's taxonomy places the organism in Eukaryota, Fungi, Ascomycota, Eurotiomycetes, Eurotiales, Aspergillaceae. Bases 1 to 834 code for a protein of 277 amino acids. The transcript is spliced from 2 exons.
AUGGACUGGCCGAACCACAAAGACUACUGCAAGAACAUGCAGCAACGGAAGAUACUGCUGCGAGCUGCCCAGGUACUGAAGGCAGCCAUGUUGGCAUACAGGGAGAUUGUAUACGACGUGGACCUAACUAAGAUCGAGUACCGAGAUGGAGUCCUCUAUCUCCACCAAAUUCAAAGACCGGUUUCAUCCCAAUCCAAACGCGGUCCCUUCCCAAACCACAUGACCGACAACAUCGAGCACAAGGAAGCGGCUCUCGUCAAAAGCCAAUCCACAGCAGCCAUAGCGCUCUUGGGCCCCUUGACCAGAAGACUUCUUCGAGGUGUACCAUUGAAAAUUGAGAGCAUGGUCGUCAAUAUCGGAAAACCACGGGUUCCAACUAGGCUCGUUCCCGGUCCUGACUUGCACGGAGGUCCACACACGGUGUUGAAAAUAGGAACCGAGAGCAACGAAACAUGGAUCAUCGAUACAACAGGCUGCCAGUAUGGAUUCCGAGAUGUGUUUAUUCCAUUUGGAAAGUAUUUUCUUGACAACAAAUGCCGGAUAUUGAAUGGACCCCGGAUUUACGACACAUACGAGAUGAACGACUUGGACUACUUGUCAACUCUUCAUGUCUUCUACAAAACAAAAGCGCAACGUCAGGAUAUGCGACUAAAACGACUGACCCGUCACCAUUUUGCCGUCUUCGUUUAUCUGAGUGUUCACGAUAACUUCCUUGUGGGGUCCGAUGCCGACUACAAACGAAAAAUCGGUCACUUCGUCAAUGAGCUCAAGACUCACAUGGUUGAUUCUAUAAGGAAAGUAGGUGACGAUUUUGAAGAUUCUGAAGAUGAUUGA